This is a messenger RNA of Equus quagga, 1458 nucleotides long. RefSeq names its product gamma-aminobutyric acid receptor subunit gamma-1-like. Gene Ontology annotation, molecular function: inhibitory extracellular ligand-gated monoatomic ion channel activity; benzodiazepine receptor activity; transmitter-gated monoatomic ion channel activity involved in regulation of postsynaptic membrane potential. Gene Ontology annotation, biological process: signal transduction; nervous system process; chloride transport. Gene Ontology annotation, cellular component: synapse; GABA-A receptor complex; postsynapse. The transcript is spliced from 9 exons. NCBI's taxonomy places the organism in Eukaryota, Metazoa, Chordata, Mammalia, Perissodactyla, Equidae. Bases 61 to 1458 code for a protein of 465 amino acids. The record is from RefSeq and is a predicted model, not a curated record.
UGCAGCUGAGGUGGGAGAAAAAGUCCUGGCUUGGAGACUUGAGCAGAAAAAGCGAUCCCAAUGGGUUCUUGGAAAGAUUUUCAUUUCUCUCCUUUUCUUCUGUGGAGUCAAAGCAGAGGGGUGAGGCUGAUGUUCUUGUUACUGAUCCUGCAUUUGGGAAACUGCAUUGAUAAAGCAGAUGAUGAAGAUGAUGAGGAUUUAACAGUGAACAAAACUUGGGUCUUGGCACCAAAGAUUCAUGAAGGAGAUAUAACACAAAUUCUCAAUUCAUUGCUUCGAGGGUAUGACAAUAAACUUCGCCCAGAUAUAGGAGUGAGGCCUACAGUAAUUGAAACUGAUGUUUAUGUAAACAGCAUUGGACCAGUUGAUCCUAUAAAUAUGGAAUACACAAUAGAUAUAAUUUUUGCCCAAACCUGGUUCGACAGUCGUUUAAAAUUCAAUAGUACCAUGAAAGUGCUUAUGCUAAACAGUAAUAUGGUUGGAAAAAUUUGGAUUCCUGACACUUUCUUCAGAAACUCAAGAAAAUCUGAUGCUCAUUGGAUAACAACUCCUAAUCGUCUUCUUCGAAUUUGGAAUGAUGGCCGAGUUCUAUAUACUCUAAGAUUGACAAUUAAUGCAGAAUGUUACCUUCAGCUUCAUAACUUUCCUAUGGACGAACAUUCCUGUCCACUGGAAUUUUCAAGCUAUGGAUACCCUAAAAAUGAAAUUGAGUAUAAGUGGAAAAAGCCUUCUGUGGAAGUGGCUGAUCCUAAAUACUGGAGAUUAUAUCAGUUUGCAUUUGUAGGGCUACGGAACUCAACUGAAAUCUCCCACACGAUAUCCGGGGAUUAUAUUAUCAUGACAAUUUUUUUUGACCUGAGCCGACGAAUGGGGUAUUUCACUAUUCAGACCUACAUUCCAUGUAUUCUGACCGUUGUUCUUUCUUGGGUGUCUUUUUGGAUCAAUAAAGAUGCAGUACCUGCAAGAACGUCACUGGGUAUCACUACAGUUCUGACUAUGACAACUCUGAGUACAAUCGCCAGGAAGUCCUUACCUAAAGUUUCUUAUGUGACUGCGAUGGAUCUCUUUGUUUCUGUUUGCUUCAUUUUUGUUUUUGCAGCUUUGAUGGAAUAUGGCACGUUGCAUUAUUUCACCAGCAACAAAAAAGGAAAGACCACACGAAACAGAAAGCUAAAAAAUAAGGCCUCGAUAUCUCCUGGACUCCAUCCCGGAUCCACUCUGAUUCCAAUGAAUAACAUUUCUCUGCCACAAGGAGAAGAUGAGGACGGGUAUCAGUGUCUGGAGGGCAAAGAUUGUGCUAGCUUCUUCUGCUGCUUUGAAGACUGCAGAACAGGAUCUUGGAGGGAGGGAAGGAUACACAUACGCAUUGCCAAAAUUGAUUCUUAUUCUCGAAUAUUUUUCCCAACAGCUUUUGCCCUGUUCAAUCUGGUUUAUUGGGUUGGCUAUCUUUACUUGUAA